Trifolium pratense (red clover) is the source of this 3256-nucleotide messenger RNA. RefSeq names its product leucine-rich repeat receptor protein kinase HPCA1. The record is from RefSeq and is a predicted model, not a curated record. NCBI's taxonomy places the organism in Eukaryota, Viridiplantae, Streptophyta, Magnoliopsida, Fabales, Fabaceae. The transcript is spliced from 19 exons. Gene Ontology annotation, molecular function: protein binding; protein kinase activity; ATP binding. The coding region runs from base 173 to 3040 and encodes 955 amino acids. Gene Ontology annotation, biological process: protein phosphorylation.
UAGGUCAAAUAAUCACCAGAUAAAUUUAAAAACUUUUAAUUGUGUUGACUUUGUAUCCAAUUGAUGGAAUGAAGUGCUUCAAUGAAUUUAAAUGAGGAUUGUAAUCUUUUUAUUCAGCAUUCUAAAGUUUUAUUAUGAGUAGACAAGUUUUGUGUCAUAUUUUUGGUUGAUCAUGGGUGAAAGAAUUCUAGUGUUCCUACUCAUUCUUUUCAGUUAUUUGUUGGUUGCUGUGGUAACAAAAACAUCAUCUGAUGAUUACAAUGCACUUACGCUUAUAAAGUAUGAUUGGAAGAAUACGCCACCAAGUUGGGAUAACUCAGAUGAUCCUUGUGGCGGAAAUUGGGACGGCAUUGUGUGCAUCAAUUCACGUGUUACCGCCAUAUCAUUGGUAAGCAUGGAUUUGUUUGGCCAGCUUUCAUCAGAGAUUGGAUCACUAUCUGAAUUGCAGAUUUUGGAUUUGUCCUACAAUAAGAAUUUAACAGGACCGCUUCCGGCUGAAAUUGGAAACUUGAAAAAGCUGACAAACUUACAGCUUAUUGAUUGUGGUUUCUUCGGUCCUAUCCCAGAUACAAUAGGAAAUCUACCGCGGCUUGUAUUCCUAUCAUUGAAUUCUAAUAGAUUUAGUGGACAAAUUCCAGCUACUAUUGGUAAUCUCUCAAAUCUUUAUUGGUUAGACUUAGCAGAAAACCAGCUUGACGGUUCCAUCCCAAUAUCUAAUGGAACGACUCCAGGUCUCGAUAUGCUGCACAAAACGAAACACUUUCAUUUUGGGAAGAAUAAGCUUUCGGGGAACAUUCCAGCUCAACUUUUUAGCUCUAAUAUGUCUUUGGUACAUGUGCUUUUUGAAAGCAACAAAUUUGAUGGCAGAAUUCCAUCUACACUUGGACUUGUACAGAAACUGGAAGUGGUGCGCUUGGAUAACAAUUCAUUAACCGGAUCUUUGCCUCAAAACAUCAACAAUCUUACAAAAGUUAGAGAAUUGUUCCUGUCACACAAUCGCCUAUCCGGAUCCCUGCCAAACCUUACUGGAAUGAAUGUCCUCAGCUACCUGGAUUUGAGUAACAACUCUUUCGAUCAAUCAGACUUUCCACCAUGGUUAUCUACUCUACAGUCUCUAACAACAAUAAUGAUGGAGAAUAUACAACUUCAAGGACCUAUUCCUGUUUCUUUGUUCAGCCUAGUACAGUUACAGACAGUGAUUCUGAAGAACAACGGGCUGAAUGGCACUUUAGAAAUUGGCUCUACAUUUAGUGACCAACUAGGACUCAUUGAUUUGCAGUUUAAUAAUAUUGAAGAUGUUGAGUUUGAUCCACAAAUUAAUGUCUCUAAUGUGGACAUAAUACUAGUGAAUAAUCCAGUUUGCACCGAAACAGGAGUUGUAGAGAAUUACUGCUCGAUUACAAAACCGAAUGACACAUAUACAACGCCGCUAGAUAACUGUAUUCCGGUUGAAUGCAACUUGAAUCAGAUAUUAAGUCCGAAAUGCAAAUGUGCAUACCCAUAUACAGGAACUUUAACUCUUAGAGCUCCUUCUUUCUCUGACUUGGGAAACAAGUCUGUGUUUGUAAUGCUAGAGAAGACUCUGAUGGAGUCUCUAAUAAGUCAUGAUAAACCUGUGGACUCAGUUUCGAUAAGCAAUCCAAGGAAGAGUACAGAUCAGUAUCUUGAUUUGAGUUUACAAAUAUUUCCAUCAGACAAAGAAUCUUUCAAUAGAACCGGUAUUUCUGGCAUAGGCUUUAUGCUUAGCAACCAAACAUACAAGCCUCCUGGUGAUAUUUUCGGACCAUUUUAUUUCAUCGCUGAUAAAUACGAACACUAUCUAGAAGAUUCAGUACUACAAAAUGGUCCUGUGAAAUCUAGUAAAUCGUCUAAUAUCGGCAUCAUAGCUGGAGCCGCUAUUGGUGGUUGUGUCCUGGUUGUGCUAUUACUCCUUGCAGUUGUUUACGGUUUCCGCCAAAAGAACAAGGCAAGAAGAGCAACUAACAAAAGCAAUCUUUUUGAACAAUGGGGUCCUGAUGAGAGCAAUAGUAGCAUCCCACAGUUAAAAGGUGCGAGGCGCUUCACUUUCGAAGAGAUUCAAAACUGCACCAAAAAAUUCUCACAACUCAAUUAUAUAGGAUCUGGGGGUUAUGGCAAGGUUUAUAGGGGAACUCUUCACAAUGGACAACUAGUUGCCGUAAAACGAGCCCAAAAUGAAUCAAUGCAAGGAGGAUUGGAAUUCAAAACUGAGAUUGAACUUCUAUCAAGGGUCCACCAUAAAAAUCUUGUUAGUCUUAUUGGUUUCUGCUUUGAGCAAGGAGAACAAAUAUUGGUUUAUGAGUAUGUUGUGAAUGGUACUUUGACAGAUGCUCUUUCAGGGAAGUCAGGAAUUAGAUUGGACUGGAUUAGAAGGCUAAAAAUAGCUCUUGGUACUGCUAGGGGGUUGGAUUAUCUUCAUGAACAAGCCAAUCCUCCUAUCAUUCAUAGAGACGUCAAAUCGACAAACAUUUUACUUGACGAACGCUUGAACGCUAAAGUAUCUGAUUUUGGUCUCUCCAAGCCUUUGAGUGAUGGCGCAAAAGGUUAUAUGACCACUCAAGUCAAAGGGACAAUGGGCUACUUGGAUCCGGAGUAUUACAUGACUCAACAAUUGACUGAGAAGAGUGAUGUUUAUAGCUUUGGAGUGCUAAUGUUAGAGUUAAUAACUGCAAGAAGGCCAAUAGAAAGAGGGAAAUAUAUUGUGAAAGUGGUUCGGAAUUCUCUUGACAAGACAAAAGAAUUAUAUGGUCUUAAGGAAAUCCUCGAUCCUAUCAUUGAUUUCAAGGAAUCAUUGAACAGCUUUGAAAAAUUUAUCGAUAUUACAAUGAAAUGUGUUGAAGAUUCAAGUUCAAAUAGGCCUUCAAUGAAUUAUGCAUUUAAAGAAAUUGAAAACAUGUUGCUGUUGGCUGGCACAAACCCGAAUGCUGCAUCAGCAUCAUCUAGUUAUAAUGCAAGUGGAAGUUCUAUGCAUCCUUAUGAUAAUGAGUACUUUGAUUCAAGUAUAGUACUUCCACGUGCGUAAAUUGUACCUAUGUAGGAUUUUUUUUUCAUGCUUGUUGAAGUGAUAUGUAAAGUGACGACGUCGUUAAUCUUGUGUGUAUUAUAUUGUUAGCUUAAGAUUGAACAUGAUUGAAGGUGAAGUUUGGUGUUAGUUUCUUGUUUACUUUCAGGUUUUUUGUUACAUGAAUUUUGUAACAUAUAUUACUUUUGAACAUAUUAUUGAAAUGGAUUCUAGUCA